This is a messenger RNA of Dioscorea cayenensis subsp. rotundata (Guinea yam), 2193 nucleotides long. RefSeq names its product 2,3-bisphosphoglycerate-independent phosphoglycerate mutase. The record is from RefSeq and is a predicted model, not a curated record. Gene Ontology annotation, molecular function: manganese ion binding. Gene Ontology annotation, biological process: glucose catabolic process. NCBI's taxonomy places the organism in Eukaryota, Viridiplantae, Streptophyta, Magnoliopsida, Dioscoreales, Dioscoreaceae. Gene Ontology annotation, cellular component: cytoplasm. Bases 165 to 1844 code for a protein of 559 amino acids. The transcript has 10 exons.
CAUAAAAGGAAAUCGGGGUGAGAAUAGAACUCGUUUCUAAACCCAAGCAUUCGUCUCCAAAAAUAGAAUUUUUUCCCCGUUUGCUUUAUAUUCUGAGAUCUCAUCGCGUUCUCCGCCGUCGCGUUCGAAUCUGAAUCAAACCCUUGCUAGAGAUUUAGAUAGAGAUGGGUACCUCUGGAUUUUCAUGGAAGUUGGAAGAUCACCCAAAGUUUCCGAAGGGGAAGACGAUAGGUUUGGUGGUUUUGGAUGGAUGGGGUGAGGCUAAUCCGGAUAAGUACAAUUGCAUUCAUGUUGCUGAGACUCCGACCAUGGACUCGCUUAAGACGGGUGCUCCAGACAGAUGGAGGUUAGUAAGAGCGCAUGGAAAAGCAGUAGGAUUACCCACUGAAGAUGAUAUGGGUAACAGUGAAGUAGGUCAUAAUGCACUUGGAGCUGGACGAAUCUUUGCUCAGGGGGCUAAACUGGUUGAUCUUGCACUUGCAUCGGGGAAAAUAUAUGAAGGUGAAGGUUUCGAGUACAUCAAAGAAUGUUUCAAUGAAGGUACUUUACAUCUCAUUGGACUAUUAAGUGAUGGAGGUGUUCACUCUCGGCUUGAUCAGUUGCAGUUGCUACUGAAAGGUGUUAGUGAGCGUGGUGCCAAAAGGAUUCGUGUGCAUGUUCUUACAGAUGGUCGUGAUGUUUUGGAUGGCUCCAGUGUUGGCUUUGUUGAAACACUUGAAAAUGAUCUUGCAAAUCUACGAGCGAAAGGUGUUGAUGCACAGAUUGCAUCUGGUGGGGGUCGGAUGUAUGUCACCAUGGACAGAUACGAGAAUGACUGGGGUGUUGUGAAACGUGGCUGGGAUGCUCAAGUUCUUGGUGAAGCACCAUACAAGUUCAGAAAUGCAGUUGAAGCUGUGAAGAAGCUGAGGGAGGAUCCCAAAAACAAUGACCAGUACCUGCCGCCUUUUGUUAUAGUCGAUGAAGGUGGCAAAGCAGUAGGGCCUAUAGUGGACGGUGAUGCUGUUGUAACAUUCAACUUCAGGGCUGAUCGCAUGGUUAUGAUUGCUAAGGCUUUGGAAUAUGAAGACUUUAACAUUUUUGACCGUGUACGGUUUCCUAAAAUUCGCUAUGCUGGAAUGCUUCAAUAUGAUGGUGAAUUGAAGCUUCCGAGCAAGUAUCUUGUAUCACCUCCAGAGAUAGAUAGAACAUCUGGUGAAUACUUGGUUCACAAUGGUGUUCGGACUUUUGCUUGCAGUGAGACAGUCAAAUUUGGGCAUGUUACCUUUUUCUGGAAUGGCAACCGAUCUGGUUAUUUUAAUUCAUCCUUGGAGGAAUACGUUGAAAUUCCUAGUGACAGUGGAAUCACAUUCAAUGUGGAACCUAAGAUGAAAGCUCUAGAGAUUGCUGAAAAGGCAAGGGAUGCAAUUCUUAGUCGCAAGUUUGACCAGGUUCGUGUUAACCUUCCUAAUGGAGACAUGGUGGGACAUACAGGUGACAUUAAUGCCACUGUAGUGGCUUGCAAGGCUGCUGAUGAAGCUGUCAAGAUAAUUCUGGAUGCCAUAGAGCAAGUUGGUGGAAUAUACGUUGUAACCGCUGACCAUGGAAACGCUGAGGACAUGGUGAAAAGGAACAAGUCUGGCCAGCCACUACUUGACAAAAAUGGGAAUAUUCAAGUUCUCACUUCUCAUACUCUUCAACCGGUUCCGAUUGCAAUCGGAGGCCCCGGGCUUGCACCUGGCGUGAGAUUCAGGAAGGAUGUUCCAGAUGGUGGUCUGGCCAAUGUUGCUGCAACUGUUAUGAACCUCCAUGGCUUUGUGGCACCAAGUGAUUAUGAGGCAACCCUAAUUGAAGUUUUCGAUAACUGAUCAUUUCACGAUGACUAGUCAUACGAAACAAGACUCGUACUCGUUUGUUUGACACUUACGGUAACAAUUAUAAAUGCGCCCUUGAUACAAUACUCUUUUGGUUUAUCAGGGAGGCUGAAAUAAUUUUGUUUUCGAAUUCAUGCACUGCAGUGAAAAAGGAAAACAAAUAGUUUUGACAGAUGAGUGAAGUUUCAGCUGAUUUAUUAUGAAUUACUAUCCAUUUUGUUGGAUGGGGUGUCAUCCUAACAAUGAUAAACUUGUUUGUCAUGUUUGAUGAUAUCUAUUGAGGUUAUUCCUUAAAUUUUCAUGGUUUCAAACUUUAUAUUGAUAUUUGAAAACAUUAUAAAUA